CUGCCAAGAGGCUGCGUUGGACAGCGGGGUCGCCAAGGGGACCCUGCAGCCAGGGGAAGGGUGACAAUCCCUCCCCCAGCGGGACGGAGGCGGCCGUGGGAGCCCCUCGGUGGCAGGAUGGGCGCUGGGAGGGGAGCAGAUCCAUGAAGAUCCUCAGAGCUGGGGCUCAGGAGCGAAGCUGCCCCGGCUGAGGCGGAUCCAGGAGCGGGAUCGUGGCCGGGAGAGCCCCGCCAGGGCCGGGCAGUGCCGUGGGCUCCCGCAGGACCUGGAUGCUGGAGGAUGACGCCGUGUGGGGUUGGUGGCCGGGCAGUGCUGGCACUGAUGACCCUGUCCCUCAGCUUCGCCACCGAGGAGCUGCUGUGCGCCUGCGAUGUGCCCCACUGCAGCCAGCCCAACUGCACGGGCAAGGUGUGCUUCAUCAGCAAGAGGAGGGAGGAGGGCACCAUCACCCAGCACCGCGGCUGCUUCUCCCAGAACAUUCUGGAGCACUGCCACGCGUCCGUCACGGAGCAGUACGGCAUGAGGUGCUGCAACUUCCACAUGUGCAACGCCCAGCUGGAGAUCUUCCUGCAAGGAGAAGAUGCCCCGGUAGAGACACCUUCCCUACCCAGCCUCCUCCUGAUGAUCUUCGUGCCACUGCUCUCCCUCCUCAUCCUCGCGGCGCUCACGGCACUCUUCUGCUGGAAGGUGGCCCAGCACCGCCACAAGCACAGUGACUUUGGUGACACAGACCUCAUGCUGAAGGCAUCCAUGAUGGGAGACAGCACCUUAGAGGACCUGCUGAACGAUGACUGCACCACGGGCAGUGGUUCAGGGCUGCCUUUCCUUGUCCAGAGGACGGUGGCUCGGCAGAUCACCCUCAUGGAGUGCGUGGGUAAAGGGCGCUACGGCGAGGUGUGGCGAGGCGUGUGGCACGGGGAGAGCGUGGCCGUGAAGAUCUUCUCGUCCCGGGACGAGCAGUCGUGGUUCCGUGAGACAGAGAUCUACAACACCGUCCUCCUCCGGCACGACAACAUCCUGGGUUUCAUCGCCUCUGACAUGACAUCCAGGAACUCCAGCACGCAGCUCUGGCUCAUCACCCACUACCACGAGAACGGCUCCCUCUACGACUACCUGCAGAGGACAGUCCUGGAUGUGGACACCUGCCUGGGCUUGGCCUCCUCCAUCAUCUGUGGCCUCGUCCACCUCCACGUGGAGAUUUUUGGCACGCAAGGCAAACCUGCCAUCGCCCACCGUGACCUGAAAAGCAGGAACAUCCUGGUGAAAAGCAACAGGCAGUGCUGCAUCGCAGACCUGGGGCUGGCCGUCAUGCACUCCCAGGGCAGCGACUACCUGGACAUUGGCAACAACCCCCGGGUGGGCACCAAGCGCUACAUGGCCCCGGAGGUGCUGAGCGAGCAGAUCCGCACCGACUGCUUCGAGUCCUACAAGAAGACAGACAUCUGGGCGUACGGGCUGGUGCUCUGGGAGAUCACCCGGCGCACGGUGGUGAACGGCGUCGUGGAGGAGUACCGGCCGCCCUUCUUCGACGCCGUGCCCAGCGACCCCAGCUUCGAGGACAUGAAGAAGGUGGUGUGUGUGGACCAGCAGACCCCCGUGAUCCCCAACCGCCUCUUCUCCGACUCGGUUCUGUCGGCGCUGGCGAAGGUCAUGAAGGAGUGCUGGUACCAGAACCCCUCGGCCCGUCUCACCGCCCUGCGCAUUAAAAAGACCUUGAAGAAGCUGAGCAAUUCCGUCGAGAAGCCAAAACUGGAGCAGUGAGUGCCGGGAACCGGACACCGGAGCCACUGACGGCUGCACCGGGGACGGGAUGGCUCCGGUCACGGAGGGGAUUUGCUCACAGCUCCUGCCUCUCCCACUCCUCCUUCGAGCCGGUUGAAUUUGCAAGCACGAAAAAAAUAGGGGAGAAAAAAAAAAAAACAACAAAAAAACACCCACCAAAGGAGGAAUCUUCCACCCGGCCAUAAAAAUAUCCCCUGGAUCCGUCAUCCGACACCGGCGCGUCUCGCCGUGCCGCCGGGGAUGGCAGCUGGUCGCCCACCCCGAGUCCACCCCGGAGAGGGGCACGGGUGGCAGAACCAGCCCCUGCUGCACCCCCAGCCCUCGGGGCACCCACCCAGGGCCGGCUCUAGCCGGGCGCGGAGCUGCCCGGGCCUGCCCGCCCGGCGCUGGCAGCGCGGCAGGAAUUCCCCGGCGGAGCCGCGGCGCCCGGCGCGCCUCCCGCUAGAGGAGGGAUGGGUUUUUCUGGGAAAGGAUGGUCCAAGGGCAGCAUCCCCCUGGUUUUUCUGGGAAAGGAUGGUCCAAGGGCAGCAUCCCCCUGGUUUUUCUGGGAAAGGAUGGUCCAAGGGCAGCAUCCCCCUGGUUUUUCCAGAAAAGGAUGGUCCAAGGGCAGCAUCCCCCUGGUUUUUCUGGGAAAGGAUGGUCCAAGGGCAGCAUCCCUCUGUUUUUUUCUAGGAAAGGAUGGUCCAAGGGCAGCAUCCCUCUGUUUUUUUCUGGGAAAGGAUGGUCCAAGGGCAGCAUCCCUCUGGUUUUUCUAGGAAAGGAUUGUCCAAGGGCAGCAUCCCUCUGGUUUUUCUAGGAAAGGAUUGUCCAAGGGCAGCAUCCCUCUGGUUUUUCUAGAUUUUCUGGGAAAGGAUGGUCCAAGGGCAGCACCCUCCUGGUUUUUCUAGGAAAGGAUGGUCCAAGGGCAGCAUCCCUCUGUUUUUUUCUAGGAAAGGAUGGUCCAAGGGCAGCAUCCCUCUGUUUUUUUCUAGGAAAGGAUGGUCCAAGGGCAGCAUCCCUCUGGUUUUUCUAGGAAAGGAUGGUCCAAGGGCAGCAUCCCCCUGGUUUUUCUAGGAAAGGAUGGUCCAAGGGCAGCAUCCCUCUGGUUUUUCUAGAUUUUCUGGGAAAGGAUGGUCCAAGGGCAGCAUCCCUCUGUUUUUUUCUAGAAAAGGAUGGUCCAAGGGCAGCAUCCCUCUGGUUUUUCUGGGAAAGGAUUGUCCAAGGGCAGCAUCCCCUGGAUCCGCACCCUGGAUUGUGGGGAUCCCAAAAACGAGGAGCUGCUGGCAUCCAGUGUGGUGUGAGCGUCAGGAUGGGGGUCCCGUGGUGAUCCUUCCUUGCCAAGCAGGCAGCAUCCCCCUUGCCAAAGAAGUGCCCUCUUGGGUCUUUGCCAAUAUUUUGGUAUUUUCCGAGGUUUUUUUGGCUCGGCCGGCUUCAUCCCACGUUGCUCCUCGCCAUCCCAAAAUCCACCCCAUGCUUGGAGAUGUUUGGACAUGACCAGGAUGGGACGUUCAGCAGAACCAGCUUUGCCACAUAACUAUUUAAUUAUUAAGAUUUAAUAUAUUUAAUAAAGUGUAAAGCUAUUU
Molecule: messenger RNA, 3344 nt
Organism: Vidua chalybeata
Lineage: Eukaryota; Metazoa; Chordata; Aves; Passeriformes; Viduidae
Gene: ACVRL1
Product: activin A receptor like type 1
Exons: 10
Coding region: 280-1761 (493 amino acids)
Biological process (GO): transforming growth factor beta receptor signaling pathway; angiogenesis; protein phosphorylation
Cellular component (GO): BMP receptor complex; plasma membrane
Molecular function (GO): SMAD binding; transforming growth factor beta receptor activity, type I; ATP binding
Source: RefSeq, a predicted model, not a curated record